GCCGACAGUUGCUUGAACUGCCCAUUCGUUUUUUUUUUCUUUAAUUUAUUCCCCCCUAAAGUUGACAGGACCACCCCUUGUUGUACACUCACUUGAAAUGACUAGAUAAUCUUUUAACUUAUUGUUGUUCGAACCCGCAAAUGCGAUUAGCUUUUAUUACUUCCGAUAUCUCGACUUCUCGACUAUCCCUGAACUGCUAACAGGUACAUUCGAGGCGGGUGGAGGCUUAACCUAUCUGCCUCCUAUCCGUUGUACCCUGCAUCAUUAAACCUUUUGUCCAAUCUCCAAAGUACAUACAUCUCUUGUCACGAUGAUUCCUCACAGGAGCACUGCGCUACUCACAAUAAUCGUUUUUGUCGCCCUUCUUUUGGUGAUAUUCUCAGCCUCGCCGAGCCCAGACUCUUCAUCUGAAGAAGUCACUGGCCCAGCCAGAUAUGUACCCCGACCCAAGCUGCCUUCGUUGAGCGAUCUUCAUCUACCUUCAUUUCACCCGACAGUUCAUACGCCGCCCGAACCACAACCAAACAGCACCAGCGGCGAGUCGAAGUGGUUUAGCAAUUGGGCUUGGAUCAACCCGUUCUCGUCUUCCAUAACCCUUGACGAGAACCGCUCCGUACUACCCCCUCUACGACACCGACCGUUCAUAUACACAUACUACGAACCAACCAAAGGGAAUGAUGAAAAGGGUGCGGAACAAGCCGAUGCUCAGAUUCUUCUUGCGUGGCGCAGAGCUUGGUUUGCGCAAGGGUUCCGGCCUGUUAUUCUGGGUCGCGCAGAGGCUAUGAAUAAUGAACUUUAUUCGCUGGUGCAACCCAUGAAACUUACCCCUAAAGUUGAGAAUGAGCUAUUCCGCUGGCUCGCCUGGGGCCAUAUGGGUGAUGGCUUACUUGCAGAUUGGCAUUGCUUUCCGAUGGCGCGAUACGAUGAUGACCUGCUGUCUUCUUUGCGACGCGGUACCGAUCCGGCUGUGAUUACCCGGUUUGACCGCAUUGACAGCGCGCUGUUUGCGGGAGAGAAGACACGGAUCAACUACGCGAUCAAGGAAGCAGUUAAAAAGGCCUCGGAGACUUCGAACUCUAUGUUGGAUCUGGUUCCUCCAGAGUUCUUCAGAAAUGAGUCCCCACCGACUUCCCUGGCUUUCUAUGACCCUGCUACUAUCCAUUCCCACUACCCGACACUUGCAGAGGAAUCUUCAACGACAGCGGGCCGACUUGCGUUGGCAGAGCUUAUCAAUGCACAUUUACAUACUACUUUUCAGAACGCAUUCCCUGCCGGCAUAGCUGUCUUAAAGCCUUUUACUGAACAUACUACUGCUCUGGUAGAGCCAGCCUUGCGGCUCGCCAAAGCCCUCGUCAAAUGUCCGAAAUCCCCUGUGCCAUCAUCUUGUCCUCCAAACCAGCCGAAGUGUCAUCCCUGCGAUGCAGGAAAGCCGAUGCAGGUUAGCCAGCCGGCUACCUACCGAAACACGACCCGGGUGUUCACCAUCGGGACUCUCCCCCAUCCCUACACUCUUAUUAGUUUGCAGCAGGACUCGGCGGAAGUUACCACCCGCCACAUCCGUCGCGAGACGGAGCGUGAUUCAUGGCUGACAGAGGUCACCAAGGAACAGUUGGGCGUUGAUAUUGGUGGAUCGUCACGCGCCGUGGUUUUCAAAAAGGCCGUCGCCGACGACGCCGUGGUCGGUACUUCCUUGUGGAUGACUGUCGAGUCGUUGCCUCCCGCGGCCGGCCAGCCCCUCCCAUCUGACCUUUUAGACGAAUUUGAAUGGCAAUUUGGAUUCCAGAUUCCUCGGGAGGAUAACAAUGUGGACUCUAAGGACGAAGGUGAUGCCAAGGAGUCCGUGCAGAAUGCCAAUCCUAGCCGACAAGGCGUCGCAAAGGAGUACGACAUCUUAAAACAGGCCAGGGAAGUCUUGAAGAGCAAGGAAACCAAUCGGAUUGGCAUCAAAGACGUGGCAGAAGCCUGGAACUUGGCAGACACGGAAGUAUGGCGAUUUGUGAGAGCCUACCGGGCCCGAAGUGUUGUGGAACGUAAGAAGUGGCAAGAGGACGAGAAAGACUUCGUUGGUGCGAAACUAAAGGAUUAACUUUCUUGUGCACGUUCCUAAAUGAUUCAAUUUUAUGUACCGCUGCUUCGAUUUCCUCAAUGCGGCCUUUUCUUCUCUCCUAAUGCGAAUUGAUGUAAAGUCUCUUGAUCUUGUUUGUACACCACCGGUUGGAGCAUCUGGAGCGGGCGUUGGUCUAAUAUUCUAAUGUAUUGUGAA
This is a messenger RNA of Aspergillus pseudonomiae, 2263 nucleotides long. RefSeq lists its product as uncharacterized. Lineage: Eukaryota; Fungi; Ascomycota; Eurotiomycetes; Eurotiales; Aspergillaceae. The record is from RefSeq and is a predicted model, not a curated record. The coding region runs from base 311 to 2086 and encodes 591 amino acids. The transcript is spliced from 2 exons.